Messenger RNA from Salvia hispanica, 576 nucleotides. The record is from RefSeq and is a predicted model, not a curated record. Lineage: Eukaryota; Viridiplantae; Streptophyta; Magnoliopsida; Lamiales; Lamiaceae.
AUGGGUCCAAUUGGGUUUUCCCCGGGGAGUGGGAAGGGGAAGGGGGUGAUCGGCCCGGGGACACGCGGACGAGGUGCACUCGGGGCGCCCCUCGGGCCGUCGAUCCCGAAAGCCUCGGAAAUCGCCCCCAACGGGGGAGAAUCGCGGCCCUCAAACCGGGGGACGGGGAAAAAAGAGCGGGGAAAGGGUCGUCCCGCCGCCCGGGGGCCCCGCCGCGGCGAUCUCCCCCGGGCGGCGACCCGAAAAGACGGUGGAGAUGAUCGGAGUCCCACCCUCGUUUCCCAGAACAAACCCGGGGAUUCCUUCAAGGGGAAACCCCAAACCUUUAACCAAAAUCAACCCCUUUGGCCCACCCCGGCCCCGCCCCCCGGGCCGCACCCCGCGGAUCGGCACGUUUCGCGAGGUCGAACGGGGGGAGGGGCACGCCGAGCGCGUGGCGCAGCUACGGGGGCCGGCGGCCGUGAGGAUUGGCCGGCGUCUUCCCCGACGGGGAAAAGGAAAAAAAGGGAAACAUCCGCCGAGCGUGCUUGGAGAAAAGGGGGGGGUUUAAACCGGGGGUUCCCGGAAAUUUGGUGA